This is a messenger RNA of Aphis gossypii (cotton aphid), 961 nucleotides long. RefSeq lists its product as uncharacterized. The record is from RefSeq and is a predicted model, not a curated record. Bases 141 to 629 code for a protein of 162 amino acids. Lineage: Eukaryota; Metazoa; Arthropoda; Insecta; Hemiptera; Aphididae. The transcript has 4 exons. Gene Ontology annotation, cellular component: nucleus. Gene Ontology annotation, biological process: maturation of SSU-rRNA from tricistronic rRNA transcript (SSU-rRNA, 5.8S rRNA, LSU-rRNA).
AUUAACCACGAGGACGAUAAUAUUAUUUGUAUUGCUAUUAGCUUGAUGAAUGUAAUUGUUGUCCUACUCAUAGCCGCAUAGGUCGCUAAUUAAGGCAAUCUAUAAUAUCUUUAGUUAUAGAGUUCUUUAUUCGUACAAUUAUGUCGUUAUUUAUACUAAACCAUGACACGAAUUUUGAGCACAUUAUUGGUGUGCUGUUCAACAAUUGGACUGCACUCAAAUUGGCUGUUGAACAUGGCAUGGGAGGUUCGUCUGAAGUUAUGCAUUUCAAAAUCAGUGACCUAAUAAAGAACAUACAUGAAUGUCUUCGGAAAUCUGGUGACAACAUGUGUUGGACAAGUAUAUCUGAUAUUAUUGAAGACGUAAUGGAUGUUGGGUUUGAUGUUGUACUUGAAGAUGCUUCUGCUGAUGACUUAAGUAAACAUAUUUGUGAUCUCUAUUAUGAGUGGAAUCAGUCAUUAGAUGGCCGAAAUAAAGUUAUAGAUGAACUUAAACAUUUACCUACAGUAAUUCCUAUUCAAAUUGUUGCAGUAAAACCAAUACGUGAAAAACAAAAGAGGGAUGAUUCAUCAUCUAGUGAAGAGUCUGAAGCCUGUGAAGAUGGAUGGACAGUAGUGAAACAUAAAUAAAACUUACCAGCAAUAUGUCUUGUUUAAUUUUUUUAUGUAUGAAAUAAUAAUGAUUUUCAUUAGGUAAUGGGCUGUUGUAAUGUGUUGUUAUUUGUAACAAAACAUUUAAAUUUCAUAUGAGUAUACUAACUAUAGUGUUUAUAAACUCGUUUAUGUUAUAAUUCCUAACUUUAUAAAUGUACAUUAUUAAUAUUUAGUAAUUUUAUAAUUUUUGAUUGAAAAUUAGAUAAAAAUAAUUUUUAAGUGUUUCAUUUAGAACUUGAUAAAUUAUGAUGUUGGCUUGUUCUUUUUGAACAUAAUAUACAGAAUUCCUCACAAUGAGGUAAUACACA